Solanum verrucosum is the source of this 675-nucleotide messenger RNA. RefSeq lists its product as uncharacterized. NCBI's taxonomy places the organism in Eukaryota, Viridiplantae, Streptophyta, Magnoliopsida, Solanales, Solanaceae. The coding region runs from base 1 to 675 and encodes 224 amino acids. The transcript has a single exon. The record is from RefSeq and is a predicted model, not a curated record.
AUGAAGACAAAAUAUCAAGGUACUGCUAGAGUAAAGCGUGCACAACUUCAAGCCUUGAUAAGGGAUUUCGAGAUGUUGCAGAUGAAGGAAGGAGAGUCUGUAAUGAGUUACUGCGCUAGAACAAUGGAGAUUAGCAACAAAAUGCGAUUUCAUGGUGAAAAGAUGACUGAUGUCACAAUUGUGGAAAAGAUAUUGCGCUCCCUGACGCCGAAGUAUGACUAUGUCGUUUCCUCCAUUGAGGAGUCAAAAGAUAUAGACGAGUUAUCGCUUGAUGAAUUGAAACGUUCCUUAUUGGUACAUGAGCAAAAAAUGAACCGCAGUUCAUCUUCCGAAGAGCAGGCUUUGAAGGCUUCUACUAAUACUCGUUUCUCAAAUUUUAGAGGAAGGGGUAGGGGUAGAGGUAGAGGAAGAGGAAGGGGAGAUCGAGGAUAUAGAGAUGAAGGCAGCAAAGACGGCAGUAGGAAUUUUAGAGCCAAUGAUGACCACGGUAAAGGCAGAGGAAGGAAUUUUGACAAAUCAAUAGUAGAAUGUUAUCGAUGUCAUAAAUUUGGUCAUUAUAAGUCUAAAGGUUAUACCAGGCUGCCUAAUGACAGGGAUGAAAAGUCAAAUUUUGUUGAAAGUAACGAAAGUGAGACAUUGUUGAUGGCAGUCCAAGUAGAGAAGGAACCUGACUAA